UGCCAUAACAAGUCUGGUAACGAUGACGUGGAUAAUAGGAAAUGCCUACUUUUAUAUAACCACAGGCCAACUGAAGCAUCGAGCGAAAAUUACUCGCAUAGAUAUGUGUCCCGAUAACUUCACGUCUCCUGAAGUACUUUCAAGACUUGAAACGUAUCAAGGACCUGGAUGCCCUGUAGUCGCAGAAGGAGUUCCGCUGAUCUACCAAGUCUCCCAUAUGUACUACAAUCUCAUCGGAACAGUGGUGGGUGUAUUUGUCGGCCUUGUGGUAUCCCUGCUCACCCAAACUCCCGAGUCACCCUCCACCCAGGACACCCAGACACCCAAGUUCACCCAUGACAGGCGACUGUUCUCACCUCUGGUACACAGGUGGCUUCCUCCUUCAACAGUCACGGUAGCUGAGGAGUUCACACUCAUCAACUACCCUGAAGUCAACACAAAAGUAGUUGACGAUGAAAUACCUCCGAAAUGCGAUAUAGAUAAGCCAGAGUGAGAUGUGUGGAAA
This is a messenger RNA of Macrosteles quadrilineatus (aster leafhopper), 505 nucleotides long. RefSeq lists its product as uncharacterized. NCBI's taxonomy places the organism in Eukaryota, Metazoa, Arthropoda, Insecta, Hemiptera, Cicadellidae. The transcript has 2 exons. The coding region runs from base 23 to 493 and encodes 156 amino acids. The record is from RefSeq and is a predicted model, not a curated record.